This is a messenger RNA of Daphnia carinata, 4896 nucleotides long. RefSeq lists its product as uncharacterized. The coding region runs from base 1 to 4896 and encodes 1631 amino acids. Lineage: Eukaryota; Metazoa; Arthropoda; Branchiopoda; Diplostraca; Daphniidae. Gene Ontology annotation, molecular function: DNA helicase activity. The transcript has a single exon. Gene Ontology annotation, biological process: DNA repair; telomere maintenance. The record is from RefSeq and is a predicted model, not a curated record.
AUGGCUGAAACUGUUGAAGACAGGAAGAUAAGAUUGAUCGAAGAUAACUUGCGACAUCGACUCCAACGCGAACGAUGUACAGCAGAAGAGAGACUUUCACGUGCAACGCUGGAUCGAUUGCGUCACCAAAUGUAUCUCAUCGAUGAAACGCAUGAAGAGGCUGAGGCACGGCGGGAAUUCAACAGAGAACAGACUGCCAGCUACAGAGCGGUUGAGAUAGAAGACGAGACAGAAGAAAGACGAGAAGAAAGUCGUAUACGGAUGGAAACACUCCGUGAGGAGCAAGACGAAGACGAAGAAUUACUUCGCGCAAUAAACGCAUUGGAACAUGCAGAGAUUAUGGCUCUUGAAACAGAAGAAGAACGCACUUUCCGCGAACAGUUGUUAGCUGCCCGCAACCGCGAUGGAGUACCGAGAACUCAUCGUGCGGCUUGCAAAAUCUUUGUUACUGAAGAGAGCGUUCCAUUGCAUGAGUGUGGGGAUAUGGAUAUUUUGUGCGGAGAAUGUAAUGCCAUACAUUUCAAGGGUGAGCAACCAACAGACAAGAAAUUUACUCAAUGCUGCGGAAAAGGCAAGGUAAUUCUUCCACCUCCAAAGGAGUGCCCUCAACCGCUGGCUAAACUGUUGCAGAACGACCAUCCAAAGGCUAAAGCGUUCAUGACCAAGAUCCGCAGCUACAACAGCGCACACGCUUUUGCAUCGUUGGGAGCAAAUAUUUCAUCACCAACAGGGCGUGGACCCUAUUGUUUCAGAAUCCACGGUCAAGUGUACCACAACACCACAACCGUCGGUCCUAAUACGAACAAUCCCAAGUACGCCGAUCUUUAUUUCAUUGACGCUGCUCAGGCCAGCGAGUUCAGAUCCAGUUUCUCAUCAAAUGCAGGGUGCUGCAGGAACUUAAUGGAAGAAUUGGACGCAAUGCUUCGAGAAAAGAAUCCAUACGCAGCCAUUUAUAAGAUGAUGCGUCAAGUGCUUGAAGAAGAAUACCGCCGAGCCCAACAUGAGAAUCUCCCGCAUCAAACAGUGGGUAUGAUCAUCAGCAGUGAUCGGAAAAAUCUCGACAAAAGACGUUACAACAGCCCGAUGAUAAACGAGAUUGCAGUAAUUUUCAAAAGCUCUAACGGUGAGCCGCCAGCGAAAAGGGAUAUCCGGGGCCAUCUCUUUAUUCCAGUCGUGGGGAGAAAAUUUAUACAAAUAGACACACAACAACCCAUGUGCGACCCCAUGACUUACCCUUUGCUAUUUCCUAACGGGGACGACGGAUGGCAUGUUAACAUGCCUUAUAGCAGAACCACACGUCGCGAAAGAGAGGAAACAGCAGCGCAAGCAUUGGAUGGGAAUGAAGAGGACGAAUUCAAUUUCCAAAGGCUCAACGAAAUACUGCAGAUGGUAAAUCCACCAUUAGAAGCCGUUGAUGGUAACGACCCGUUAGUGGAAGAACCAGAACCGGAACCAGACGAGCAAAUUGAUAACGACGAAAAUGAUCCACAGCGAUUGAAUCGUGGCGGAGGAAAACGGAAGAGGGUGACGCAGUGUGAAUUUUACAGCUUUCUGAUAUCGAUUAGGAAUUACUUUAACAACGUCUUGGCCGGCGGACCACUCACUCAGCAAUGGUUGGUAGAUUCUUACGUCAAAAUUGAAGCCAACCGCGUGAAGUACAUCCGCGAACAUCAGGCAGAACUUCACGUGGCUCAAUACGAUGGUCUCUUGGACUACAUAAACAAUCGUGCAGAACGAGAAAACUUGACGGUCGGAUCAUUUCACGUUCUACCAUCGAGUUUCAUCGGUAGUCCAAGAGCGAUGAAGCAAGCGUACCAAGAUGCAAUGGCUAUCUGCGGAAAAUUUGGCAAACCCAUAUUUUUCUUGACGUUCACCUGCAACCCCAAGUGGAAAGAGAUCACGGCCAACAUUCCCAGUCAUCUGACGUCGUCUGAUCGACCCGAUAUAGUAGCAAGAGUAUUUCGACAAAAGAUGAUUGAGUUGGUCAACGACAUUGAAAAGCGCCAGGUGUUGGGAUUUGCAACUGCACGGAUACACGUCGUUGAAUUUCAAAAGCGAGGAUUGCCCCACUGCCACAUGCUUAUUUGGAUCGACAAGCGUGACGCCCCCGCUACAGCAGAAGAUGUCGAUGCAACUAUCAGCGCAGAAAUUCCAGAAAGAACUACGCAUCCGAGACUGUAUAAAAUCGUCAUGGCCCACAUGAUUCACGGUCCAUGUGGGUUAAUCAACAAAAAGUCCCCUUGCAUGGACGGAGACCGAUGCUCAAAGUCUUUCCCAAAGCAACACAGCCAAGAGACCAUAGUCAACGACAACGGCUAUCCUACUUAUAGGCGACGAGAUACAGGAGUUGUACAUUACUUGAAACGAGGACAGAUGGAUUUCACAGUGGACAACAGAUGGGUUGUUCCCUACAACCCUUGGUUAUUGCUCAAGUUUGAUUCCCACAUCAACCUCGAAUAUUGCGCUUCCAUCGUCAGCGUCAAGUACAUCUUCAAGUACGUCUACAAAGGGUAUGACUGUCUGAAAAUAGAUCAAAAAGUGGGAACAUAUCAGCUCGAAGACGGGGACAAACCCAGGGUGGAGUGGGACGAAAUAACAUCCCAUCUUGAUACGCGGUACGUCAGCGCCCCAGAAGCUUGUUGGCGAAUAUUCAAGUUUCCACUUUCUGACCGUUCGCACGCCAUCUAUCGCCUGGCCGUCCAUUUGCCUCGAGAACAGCCCGUCUUUUUCCAGCCAGGAAACGAAAUGCAAGCCGCCAUGAAUGCCGCCUCGAGAGAUACCAACCUGACUGCUUACUUCAAGUUGAAUUGCAUCGAUGAAGACGCCCGUCAAUAUUUCUACAGAGAAAUACCCCACCAUUACGUUUUCGUCAAGAAAACCAAUUCGUGGAAACGUCGGGCGAAAAGGGCGAAGAUCAUCGGUCGCCUAUACACGGUUGGCGUACGGCAAGUUGAACGUUAUUGCCUUCGGUUGCUUCUCAUCAACGUCAAGGGGCCAACGAGCUUCGAAGAUCUUCGAACGAUUGACCAGGUUGUCCAUCCUACAUUCAAAGCUGCAGCAAUAGCUUGGAAUUUGUUGGAAGAUGACAUCGCUUGGGCUAGAGCCAUGGAAGAAGCGGCAGCAUUUCAAAUGCCUCUUCAGCUGAGGCAGCUCUUUGUCGACAUUUGCCUCUUCUGCAAUCCCUCUGACGCUCUGCAUCUCUUUGAAACCAACCUGACCCAUCUGAUGGAAGACUUCAUAAACAGCGGACUCGAAGUCAACGUGGCCAAGAAUUUGACGUUGAAAUGGAUUCAGGAUAAGUUACGUCUCCACAAUCAGACCAUGGAAGAUCUCUCCUUGCCUAUUCCUGAUUUCUAUCUGAUAAACCAAAUGAUCGAUGUUCAGAUAGAAGAAAACAACGAAAACACUCGAACAGAAAAGAGAAUGAUUGGCGAAAUGCUGCUGGCUCAACUCAACGACGGGCAACGCGCUGCCUUUAAUCAAAUAAUGGCUGCCGUUAACGAUGUCGACAACUUACAUCCGCGACAGUAUUUUCUGGAUGGUCCUGGAGGAACGGGAAAGACUUUUCUCUACAACACCCUCAUAACCGUCCUACAAGGCCAAGGAAAGCAAGUCAUCGCAGUGGCUUCAACAGGGAUCGCAUCGACUUUGUUGCUAGACGGGUCAACUUACCAUUCUCAAUUUAAGAUUUACCCUCCAAUAACAGAGACGACAAGGUCGAAAAUCGAAGAAGGAAGCUACAGUGCGCAAAUGAUCAGGAACGCCAGCCUUAUAAUUUCGGACGAAGCUACCAUGAAAACCAACCACGCCCUCGACGCGCUCAAUCAUCUUUUCCAAACCGUCAUGAAUAAUGGUGUUGAACCCUAUGGUGGUAAAGUUCUCUUGCUCGGUGGGGAUUUUAGGCAGUGCUUGCCCGUUGUGAGACACGGAAACAGAGUCAAAGUCAUGGAAGCGACCAUCAUCAACAACGCUACCUGGCAUCUUUUCCGACAGCUUCGAUUAGUGCAGAACAUGCGCACCGAAGCCAGUAGUCAAGAUUUCGCCGAUUGGCUUAUUCGACUCGGAGACGGAUCCUUGCAACAAACACCGCGACUCAAUGACCCAGAACUCAUCGAAAUUCCGCAAGACUUUCUCAACAUUCGAACAACUUUGAUCGAACACGUAUUUGGAAAUCCAUCGGAUCUCUUAAACGAAGGCGUGACUGAACAAAUUUGUAACCGAGCUAUCUUAUGCCCCAAGAACGAAGAUUGUCUCAGGAUCAACGACAAGAUUAUUGGAGAGAUGCCUGGCGCACUUAAAGUCUGCAAAAGUAUUGACACCAUCGAUUCAGAGGACCCAGAAGAAAUAUCCAACUACCCUCCAGAAAUUUUAAACACCUUCAACGUGUCUGGGUUACCUACGCACCAACUCAAACUGAAAAUAGGAGCUAUCGUCAUUCUCCUAAAGAACAUUGACUCGCGACAGGGACUUUGUAACGGCACGAGGCUCAUCCUCAAGGCACUCCGCGAGAACCUCAUUGUAGCAGAAAUCGCGGCCGGGAAACACAAAGGGCACAAUGUCUUCCUCCCACGGAUGUCCAUGUCUCCCACCGACUCUGACUUGCCCUUCAAACUCAAGAGGUUGCAGUUCCCUGUACUUGUGGCUUUUGCCAUGACCAUAAACAAGUCGCAGGGACAGACCUUCGACCGAGUUGGGAUCUACCUUCCGAAAGCCGUUUUUAGCCAUGGACAGCUUUACGUUGCAUUCUCGCGGGCGACGUCAAGACAAGGUGUCAAGGUUCAGUGCGAAGAAACCGAGAAACAAGGCAAACUGCUUAGAAAUCUUCCGCAUUCUACGGCAGAAGAGAAAAACAAGGUAUUCACCAAAAACGUUGUUUACAAGGAAGUUCUUCUUUAG